AUGUCCGUUCCCCUGGCGGGCAUGUUUCAGCAGCUUCAUCGGGCUCCGAGGUCACUCCUGAGCCUGGUAAAGCCACCACGGACCAAUGAGGGGCCGCCAUAUCACAGGGGGCUGUGCCUUGCCCACCUUUGCCUUGCCGUGCAUGCUCCCGCCGGCCGAGGCCCCCUGCUGAGGAGCGCUCACAGCAAAGCACCAUGGAACCACCAGUCAGCCUCUCCCCUUCCUCCUCCCUUCCACACCAAACUCACCACCCUCAGCACGCCGGGAAACAGCCGUGGACAAUCACCGGGACAGGAAGGAGGAGCGUGCCAACCAAAGCCACGUGGAGCAGCCGGAACAAUAAUCCAUGGGACUGGAAAAGAAAAACCUUAUGACUGUUACUCACUAGAAACUUGGCCACGGGUACUGAAACAGAGUCAGCUGAACUCACCUAAGACUUUGCAAGCCAUCAGUGGCUUAGAGAGAAGGUACCUCAACAACAAUCAUGUCAUGUGUUGUCCCACUUAUCAGUUAAUAGCUGCCUUGCCAGCCCUGAAGUCUGUGCCCUUGCCUUUAGAGUCUGCUGCUGUGGGUUGGUAUAUAAAUCCAUCAGAGGUGCUAGUGGCACUUAAAUCUGCAAGGGCUACAGGUUGGCAACCCUACAAGUACAAAAAAAGAAUGCCUUGGAUGUUUUUAUGGCACAACAGGUCGACUGAAAUGACAGAGGACCAUGAGGCUUCAGAAGGCAAGGAUCAUAAGAAGAAGAUUUCGGGCACAGAACUGAAAAACUUUUUGAUGUCUGUUGUGCCGCAGAUAGAACCAGCUGUUAUCAACAAUCCCAAUUCUAAACCUGAAAAGCUUUCUGCAAAAGAAGUCAAACAGUGGUCCCAGUCGCUAGCAAUGCUUCUGUCAACUCAGGGGGGUCAAGAUGCUUUCAGAGAAUUUCUGAAAUCAGAGUUCAGUGAUGAAAACAUUGAUUUUUGGCUGGCUUGUGAAGACUACAAGAAAACCCAAUCUGAUCACUUACAUGACAAGGCAGAGAAGAUUUACAAGGAGUUUGUCCAGUCAGAUGCUAUUAAGCAAAUCAACAUUGACUUCUAUACAAGAAAAACUACAGUUCAGAAGGCUCAGAAUCCAACCACCUCAAGCUUUGACGAAGCACAGAAAAGUGUAUAUGUACUUAUGGAGAAGGACUCCUACCCUAGAUUCCUCAAAUCCAGUUUCUACCUUAAUCAGUUAAACCAGGUUCAACCCAAUAGUCUCAAGUGAAAGGAUGGAUCGUUCAUUUCUCUGGUAUAAAUCUGAAGUAUGAUUGGGCUGCAAAGUAAUGACUGGGACUAACAGAAAAAGUGGAAACUGCACAAAACAAUGACAGGUCUGCAAGAGGUACCUGAGCUGAAAUCCCCUGGACAAGGUGCAAAAGGAAGAGAGACUAUUGCCUUGAUAGCAAGGAACUAAGCAUCACUUUUCACAUAAAAUACUUUUUCAGCAACUGUCCUGCAAAUGAGGUCACACUUGUCGAAAGGAUGCACAAGCACAUUUAUUUAUGACAUUGUUAGGGGUCAUUCCACAUGCAUACUGGUUUGAUUCAUCCUUUGAUUCUAUAUCGCUGGACUGCUCUACUGAAAAGCACUGAAUCAGAAGUAUUGGAAGUUGAUAUGAAAGUUAUAUCUGUGAUGGGUCAUUUGGUGGAUAAAGUUCUGUAUGAAAGUUAGGCUUGCACAAUAAGUACUGUGUUUAAAGAGGGAAAUAACAGAGGGACACCAAAGUUAUUGUGUGGAACCUCAGUCUGCAACCAAGAGAGAAAGUGUUCGUUUAGACUAUUAUUGUUGAGAUAAAAUAUGUUAAGAGAUGUAUGGAUAUUUAGUCUUAAAUUCAUACACCGUCAAUUGCUGUAAAUUACACUGAGAUACCAUUUCACGUGGAUAUAAGCUAGGCCAUAAACAAGUUUAAUUUUUGGCCCUGGUAAGUAGCCUAUUUAAUUUAUUGCAACUUGUAAAUGAAUGGCAAAUGAUCAUAAAAUUAAAGAUGUGUCACAACCA
Molecule: messenger RNA, 2021 nt
Organism: Sphaerodactylus townsendi
Lineage: Eukaryota; Metazoa; Chordata; Lepidosauria; Squamata; Sphaerodactylidae
Exons: 8
Coding region: 1-1248 (415 amino acids)
Source: RefSeq, a predicted model, not a curated record